GAAAUUUGUUUUGAAAAUUUUAACCUAUCAAGCAGGCAGAAAGUCCAAAUUAAUAUUUUACAUUUUGAUCAAAAGUCGCGCUAUUUGAAGCAGUUUAUCAAGAACAUGGACAACACUUUGGAUAAUCAGCUGGUCAACGAAGCCGUUGAUAUGAUGAGCAAUCUGAAAAUUUUGGCGGAGCCUGGUGAACCCAAUGAACUAAGUGUUCAUACAAAGCCCAAUGAUUAUAUAGCGGGGGAUGAAAUAUAUCAGAAUUUGGACGUUAGCAUGCCCGAUGUCACGCAACAGUCCGAUUCGUUCGCUUUAGGUUCCGCCGGGGACAGUGAAAUAAAAGUGAAAGCUGUUAACAGACGCUUGAGCCUGCACACCCUGGCCCAGAUUGUGCUGAUGCUGCAGAAGCGUUUGAACCACACCAAAUCGAUGGCCGAGUAUGUUGAUGUCACCGACGAUGUUGCCUAUUGGCGUGCUUUGGCCAUGUCGCGCGGCCAGGAGAUUGAACGCUUUCUAAAUGUUAUUGAGCUGCAGAAGAAGCGCAUUGAUACCUUGGAACGUGAUCUGGGCACACUGGUAAAUCUGGCGCAGGAAACACAAAAGAUGCUGGCCGACAUCAGUCCCGAGAAGCCCAGCAGCGAUAAGCCAAGAAAUUAGUCAACCAAUUUGCCUAAGCAUAUAUCGCAAACCUUCAGUAUUGAGCGUUAUUUAGGAAGACUUGUGAAGUCUAGCAUUUUUAAUAAUUUGUUUCUUACUGUUAGAAUUUUGAGCGUGCAGUAAUAGAACGAUGCAAAUAA
Molecule: messenger RNA, 788 nt
Organism: Drosophila montana
Lineage: Eukaryota; Metazoa; Arthropoda; Insecta; Diptera; Drosophilidae
Exons: 1
Coding region: 106-648 (180 amino acids)
Source: RefSeq, a predicted model, not a curated record